AUGGCUUGUAUUACCAUAAAGCUUUCCAGCGAUAAAAAUCAGAUGCGCAAUGCUCUGUGUUUUGUCUGGGUAGAGAAGGCGGAAUACAUCUUCAUGACUCAGCCUGUCUCCGUCAAGGCGAUACUUGGUAAACAACCUUUUUCUGCCUCUGCCGGACCUGCAUCAUUGCCCACGCUGCGCCAUCUGCGAUUUUGGCUGGUAUUGAACAUGGAUGAAGUUAGAUCGGUGGACGAUACGCCAGUCUCACCAACGCGCAGAAAGAAAGCCCGGUAUAGCCGCCUAGAAAGCAUGCGUUUCAAUGUCGAACUAAGGAGUAAAAUAAUAGACACUAAUGAAAAACCGUACCAAUGCGAUUGUGGGGCGACCUUUAGCAGACGUGAUCUUCUGAAGCGCCAUCAAAGUAUUGGCCAUGCUCCGAACACCCCAUCAUCACAGCCUUUCUCGUCCUUACCUGCGGUCUACGAACCCACCAAUGUUCAAUCUAAUAAGGAUGAAACCUACUUGGGCGUGAGGCCUCCAUUAUUGGAGUCGACGGAGUCCUUAAUUACACAAGUAGGUUCAGCCGGCCGGGAUGGCCAAGUGGAAGAGGAACGGCUUGAAGCCAAUCUACUGUUCAAUCCCCAGGACCUUUCAGUUUUCCAAGACCUGGACAUGUUCAAUAACAACCUGGGACUUAACGACGACUGGUAUUUUCCAUCUGAGCCAAGCCUUGUCAGAAUAUUUCCUGGAGACUUUGCGUCUAAUAACAUGCCAACAACAUCCAUCGCCAAUCCACCCAAUGGUCCUCCUUCAGGUGCAGAACAAAUACUGAGCAAGCUUCCAACUGACAGAGAAGCUGUUGCUAACAAUCUACCAUCCUGCCACUCGCUAUCAAGAUUCAUCAAUGGCUUCUUUGAUGGUUUCUAUCCCCACCUACCAAUGGUGCACAUUCCAACAUUCAAGAUCGAGGAAUGUGAACCAGAAAUGCUACUGGCUAUGUGUGCUCUCGGUGCAGAAUCUCGGCAUGAGAAUCGCAAAGCAGCAUUGUUAUUUCAUGCAGCGAAGGACAUACUGCAUGCACGGGGUAAAGAGUGGGCAGAUAUUGAAAUUGCUUCAGGUGCCUCAGAAGGAAGCUCAACAUUUCCAAAUCAGCAAGCCUUCAAUUCCACCGACAAAAUAAUGCAGUGUCGUAGAUAUAUGCGUGAAGCCCGGUGCGCAUUUCUCCUCGUUGCGUUUGCGACCUGGCAACGCGAGGAAAGCAUACACCGCGAGGCUUUCAAUCUCCAGAGCUUCCUGGCUAGAUGCGUUAGAGAGUCACAAUUGAAAGAGGCCGAUGAUUCUUCAGUUACCAACACUGACAGCUGGCAUUUGUGGAUUCAGCAAGAAACCGACAGGAGGGUAAAACUCUUCUCUUUCUCUUUAUUGACUCUUCAGUCUAUAGCAUUUGGUACACCACCAGCCAUCCUGGCCGAUGAAAUCAACGUUCGUCUCCCAUGUAGCUGCCUCGAAUGGAUUGCUCCGAACGAGCAGAAGUGGAAACAUGUUCGAAGACCUGGCCAUAAAGAGCAGAUGUUGUUCCAAGAUGCUCUAUGUCACGUUAUGAAGAAUACACGAGAUACUAAUUUGAAAGGCACCCUCCCGGUUCCUUCACCGUUGUCGAACUACAUCCUAUUACACGCCAUUAUCCAGCGGAUCUUGCUCGCAUAUCACACCCUUGGCCCAUAUAAUGAUGUGAAUAACACCGUACUAAAUGGGCAAAAGGAAGUCAUGCGCAACUCUCUUUAUGCAUGGACCUCUCUUUGGCAACAAGCACCUGAAUCGAGUCUGGACCCUCGAAAUCCCAAUGGCCCUGUGACAUAUACUUCAACUGCCCUGCUGGGUGUUGCAUAUAUUCGACUUGGCCUCGAUUUAGGCUCAUAUAGAAUUCUUCAGUCUCGUGAUGCUAGAGAAAUAGCAAACCGACUGUUACAAAUACCUCGUUUGCCACCUGGCCCUCACCUUCUCCCAGCAAUUCUACAUGCGACGCAUGCUCUCAGCAUCCCUGUCAAAUUAGGGGUAAAUUAUGUGGCUCGAAGCCAUGCGUUCGUCUGGAGCGUUCAACACUCUCUUUGUGGACUGGAGUUCGCGAUCUUUCUCAGCAAAUGGCUGUUUUGUAUUGCCGACAACCAGACCAGAAGGCCACUAGAUGAACAUGAAGCGCGGCUCGUAAAUUGGAUCAGCGAUAUUGUGGAAGAAGGACGAACAUCAGCAGACGAGGAUCUGUGGUCUCGGCCUUCAGAUCUGUCCGAUUGUUCUUAUCUAGGAUUUGCCGUCGUAAAGCUAUGGGCCCGUCUGAUCAAGGGAAAUGGCCAAUGGUCAUUAUUCGAGGUUGUUGGUGAUGGACUUGACCUCUAUGCCAACACUUGUGAGCAGAACCUUAUCAAUUCUCAGACAGCUAUGUCCGAGUCACGUUAA
Aspergillus niger is the source of this 2433-nucleotide messenger RNA. RefSeq lists its product as uncharacterized. Gene Ontology annotation, molecular function: DNA-binding transcription factor activity, RNA polymerase II-specific; zinc ion binding; RNA polymerase II cis-regulatory region sequence-specific DNA binding. Gene Ontology annotation, cellular component: chromatin. The record is from RefSeq and is a predicted model, not a curated record. NCBI's taxonomy places the organism in Eukaryota, Fungi, Ascomycota, Eurotiomycetes, Eurotiales, Aspergillaceae. Gene Ontology annotation, biological process: DNA-templated transcription; regulation of transcription by RNA polymerase II. The coding region runs from base 1 to 2433 and encodes 810 amino acids. The transcript has 7 exons.